Molecule: messenger RNA, 2136 nt
Organism: Phycodurus eques (leafy seadragon)
Lineage: Eukaryota; Metazoa; Chordata; Actinopteri; Syngnathiformes; Syngnathidae
Gene: dars1
Product: aspartyl-tRNA synthetase 1
Exons: 18
Coding region: 88-1689 (533 amino acids)
Biological process (GO): aspartyl-tRNA aminoacylation
Cellular component (GO): aminoacyl-tRNA synthetase multienzyme complex; cytoplasm; cytosol
Molecular function (GO): RNA binding; aspartate-tRNA ligase activity; ATP binding
Source: RefSeq, a predicted model, not a curated record
UCCCAGCAUGCUGUAACAGCUGACGCGGUGCACGCCUGUCUCUCUGUCUUCUGCAGCUCAGCACGUUCGCCAAGAAAAUAACUCGUCAUGACUAAAGAGGACGUUCAGGGGGCAGCGGCGGUGGAGGAGGACCAGCAGGCCCCGUCAAAGAAAGCCCAGAAGAAACAGCAAAAGGAAGCAGAGAAAGCUGCAAAAAAGGCUGAGAAACAGGCCAAGCUGGCUGGAGAUCAGACAAAUGAAGAACAAGAUGACUUUGCCAAGGACCGUUACGGUGUGUCAGCAAUGGUCCAGUCCCAACAAAAACUGGACAGGGCUUUGGUGCUGGUCAAAGACCUUACUCCAGAGAGGGCCGACGAGUUGAUCUGGUUGCGUGCCAGAGUUCACACCAGUAGGGCUAAAGGGAAGCAGUGUUUCUUGGUGCUACGCCAGCAGCAGUUCAACGUGCAGGCAUUAGUCGCAGUGGGAGAUCGUGCCAGCAAGCAGAUGGUCAAGUUUGCAGCAAACAUCACCAAGGAAAGUAUUGUGGAUGUGGAGGCAUCAGUGAGGAAAGUGGACCAGAAGAUCGAGAGCUGUACCCAGCAAGAUGUGGAGCUUCACAUUGAGAGGAUUUUUGUCAUCAGCCAGGCAGAGCCCCGUCUCCCGUUACAGUUGGAGGAUGCUGUUAGGCCUGAAGUAGAAGGGGACGAGGAGGGAAGAGCCACAGUCAACCAGGACACCAAACUGGACAACAGAGUGAUUGAUCUCAGGACCACCACCAGCCAGGCCAUCUUUCGUCUGCAGUCAGGAGUGUGCCAGCUUUUCAGAGAUACCCUAACCAAAAAGGGUUUCGUGGAGAUUCAGACACCUAAAAUCAUAUCAGCCGCCAGCGAGGGUGGAGCCAACGUCUUUACGGUGUCCUACUUUAAGACCAGCGCUUACCUGGCCCAGUCUCCCCAGCUGUACAAACAGAUGUGCAUCUGUGCAGACUUUGACAAGGUCUUCUGUGUGGGACCAGUUUUCAGAGCCGAAGACUCCAACACCCAUCGUCAUCUUACUGAGUUUGUGGGUUUGGAUAUUGAGAUGGCCUUCAAUUACCAUUACCACGAGGUGAUCGACUCAAUCACUGACACCAUGGUCCAGAUCUUUAAGGGGCUGAGAGACAACUUCCAGACUGAAAUUCAAACUGUAAACAAGCAGUUCCCCAGCGAGCCUUUCAAGUUUCUGGAGCCGACUCUGAGACUGGAGUACAAAGAGGCGUUGGCCAUGUUGCGCGAGGCCGGGGUGGAGAUGGGCGACGAGGAAGACCUGAGCACGCCAAAUGAAAAGCUACUUGGCCGCCUUGUCAAGGAAAAGUAUGAUACCGAUUUCUAUGUUCUGGACAAGUACCCGCUGGCUGUGAGACCUUUCUAUACGAUGCCGGAUCCCAACAACCCUAAAAAUUCCAACUCCUAUGACAUGUUCAUGCGUGGAGAGGAAAUCUUGUCUGGAGCUCAGAGAAUCCACGAUGCUCAGAUGCUGACAGAACGGGCCGUGCAUCACCAGAUUGACCUGGAGAAGAUCAAGGCAUACAUCGACUCCUUCCGUUAUGGCGCUCCUCCACAUGGCGGUGGAGGCAUUGGCCUGGAGAGAGUCUGCAUGCUGUACCUGGGGCUCCACAACGUGCGCCAGACCUCCAUGUUCCCCCGUGACCCCAAACGCCUGACACCUUGAAAUUGUCAAGCCAUCUUUUUAUUACCAGAUUACAAAUCACAUAAUGAUGAUGGGAAACUGCUAAUUCACAAUGCUGGUUAAAUGGGUUCGUGCCACAAAGACACGAACAUGCUACUGGGAUUAAUUUCUACUAUGAGAGAUUGGAGUCAGUGCAACAGUAGGGAACUUUAUUGAUUGUUGUGAACAGAUGUCUAACAACAAAUAACAGUUGAAAGGGAGGAGGUCUGCAUUCAAGUUAGGUUGGAAAGUUGCACUAGUCAACUUGUCAGCAUCUCUUAAGAGGAUACUACGACUACCUGUCUCAAGUUCUAACUACCUCCAACUAACCAUCGUGGUUUCCUACAGUAUGUCUGUAACUAGGUGAGUGUUUUUUUUAAAAUCAAAUGAAAAGAACAAAUCAUGGCUCAUAAAAAUAUUUUUCACACCGUAAAGCUGUCUUUUGUGUUC